AUGACACGAAAUUUAAGGAAUAGACGCGGUAGUGAUGCUGAAGAAACAAAUAGCGCAGAGAUCGGCUAUGAAACACAAAUUAAAGAUGAAAAUGGUAUAAUCCAUACGACGUCUCGUUCUCUUAGAAAAAUAAACUACGCAGAAAUUGAAAAAGUGUUUGAUUUUUUGGAAGACGACCAGAUUAUGGACAACAAUCAGACUGAGAACAAGGAAAAAAAGCCCGUUGAGGAUGCUAGUGAUGGAAAUGAUGAGCAUACUCAUAAAGAUGAAGAUGAAGAUGAAGAUGACGAUGACGAUGAUGUAGUAUUACCGCAUAAAAACACCAGAAUAAAUAAGGAGAUUCCUAAUGAAAGAAAUCUGAGAAAGAAAAGAAUCCAUGAUCCUGAUGAAGAUGACGAAAGUUUUCACGAAGAAGAUGUUGAGGAUGAUGAAGAGGAAGAGGAAGCGGACGAAUUUGAGGAUGAAUACUUGGAUGAAGACUCAAGAGACAAUAAUCGCCGGCGCAGAGCGGCUGAUAGGAAAUUCAUAGUGCCAGACCCUGAUGAUGAUGAAGAAUAUGAUGAGGAAGACGAAGAAGGGAAUAGAAUAAGCCACUCUGCCAAACGUCUGAAAAGGGCAAAUUCUCGGAGGACAAGAUCCUCACGUCACCCGGAAACUCCACCGCCAGUAAGAACUUUAAGAAGUCGGACAAGGCAUACACGUACUUCAAAUGAAGAAAAUGAUGGCGAGUAUGAAAAUAACGAAAAUGAAGCGUUAACGUUAGCGGAUGAAAUUAGGGAACUACAAGAGGAUAGUCCUAUCAAGGAAAAAAGAUUUCUUCGUGAAAGAACUAAACCAGUAAACUAUAAAUUACCACCACCUCUAACCGCUACCAGCGCAGAGGAAUUCAUAGAUAAAAAUAACAAUGCACAUUCUUUUCAUAACCCAUCGCCUGCACGGCGUGGUCGCGGUGGAUGGAACGCUAGUCAGAAUUCUGGUCCAACAAGGAGGCUUUUCCCCACAGGGGGACCGUUUGGUGGUAAUGACGUUACUACAAUUUUUGGCAGGAAUACGAACUUUUACAAUCAAGUACCAUCUGCAUUCAAUAAUAAUAGCAACAAUAAAUUGAUAUUGGAUUCUGAUUCUUCUGAUGAUGAAAUAUUACCCCUUGGUGUUGCACCUAAAGUGAAAAAAGAGAACAUUUCAAAAAAGAAGAAGAAAAAACCAGAAAUUGCAGAUCUAGACCCAUUAGGCGUUGACAUGAAUAUAGAUUUUGACGAUAUAGGCGGUCUAGACAAUUACAUUGAUCAAUUAAAGGAAAUGGUGGCCUUGCCACUAUUAUACCCAGAAUUAUAUCAAAAUUUCAACAUCACACCUCCGCGAGGUGUUCUUUUCCAUGGCCCUCCAGGCACUGGUAAAACACUAAUGGCCAGAGCGUUGGCAGCAAGUUGCUCCUCUGACGAAAGAAAGAUCACAUUUUUUAUGCGCAAAGGCGCUGAUAUCUUAUCCAAAUGGGUUGGUGAAGCUGAAAGACAACUUCGUCUAUUAUUCGAAGAAGCCAAGAAACAUCAACCCUCAAUUAUUUUUUUCGAUGAAAUCGACGGAUUAGCGCCUGUGAGAAGCUCGAAACAAGAACAAAUUCAUGCUAGUAUCGUGUCCACAUUGUUAGCGUUGAUGGAUGGUAUGGACAACAGAGGCCAAGUAAUUGUCAUUGGUGCCACUAAUCGACCUGACGCAGUCGAUCCCGCUUUAAGAAGGCCUGGUCGAUUUGAUAGAGAAUUUUACUUUCCGUUACCUGAUGUUAAAGCACGUUCUAAAAUUUUGCAAAUUCAGACCAGAAAAUGGAGUGCACCAUUGUCCAUAAACUUCAUUGAUAAAUUAGCUUUCUUGACUAAAGGUUAUGGUGGUGCAGAUCUAAGGUCCUUAUGCACUGAAGCUGCGCUGAUAAGUAUACAAAGAAGUUUCCCCCAAAUUUAUAGAUCCAAUGAUAAGCUUUUAGUAGAUCCUUCCAAAAUAAAAGUCAAAGUUAGCGAUUUCAUGUUAGCUUUGAAAAAGAUUGUUCCAUCUUCUGCAAGAUCUACCGGGAGCUCUCCUCAGCCUCUACCUGAACUAAUUAAACCUUUGCUAUCAGAUCAAGUCAAUAUUUUGAAAAAAAGGUUGAACUAUAUGCUUAACAUGGACGAUGCAGAUUUUCAGAGAAAUUCAUCACUGCUUCAAGAUUUUAUUGAUUAUGAAGAUUACAGCGGAAAAGAGGAAGAGGAAAACAGAUAUAAAGAAAGUGAGGAUACGUCCUAUUUCAGGUCAUACGAGUUUUUCGAGUCGAUGGUCGAAUCACAAAUAUGUAAGCCCCGAUUAUUAAUUAACGGACCUAAGGGAAAUGGUCAGCAAUAUGUGGGAGCUGCGAUUUUAAAUUAUCUAGAAGGCUUCAACGUCCAAAACCUGGAUCUAGCUUCUUUAGUGUCUGAGAGUUCUAGGACUAUUGAGGCUGCUGUGGUACAAAGUUUUAUGGAGGCAAAGAAAAGACAACCUUCAGUUGUAUUCAUUCCUAAUUUAGACAUUUGGAUCAACACUAUCCCAGAAAAUGUUAUUUUAGUCUUAUCAGGCUUAUUCAGAUCUUUACGAAGUAAUGAGAAAAUUAUUCUCUUAUGUCUGGCUGAAGAUCUUGAUAUAUCCGAAGUUAGGAACGGUAUUUUGUCGGAUUUUUCUUUUGCUAGAAAUACUUUUCAACUGCACAAACCAUCCAUAGCAAAUGUAACAGAGUACUUCUCAAAUUUAAUAAAGCUAUUAAAAACGAAGCCAAGCAAUAUUCCCAUGAAGAAGAGAAGAGUCAAGCCUCUACCUGAAUUACAGAAAGUAAGUUCAAGUGCAACGCUGACCAAUUUUGAUGACAAUGGUGAACCAUUAUCUAAAAAAGAGCUACUAAGAAGAAAGUUGAAGUCAUUCCAACAUCAAGAUAUGAGAUUAAAAAACGUGUUGAAAAUCAAACUUUCGGGAUUGAUGGAUCUUUUCAAAAACAGGUACAAGAGAUUUAGAAAACCACCUAUUGACGAUGCCUUUCUGGUUCAUUUAUUUGAACCGGAAACGAACAAUGAUCCUAAUUGGCAACCUGCCUAUAUAAAGGAUAAGAACAUGAUUUUGGAGGUUUCCACAGGGCGAAGAUUUUUUAACAUGGAUUUGGAUAUCGUCGAAGAGAGACUAUGGAAUGGUUAUUAUUCAGAACCAAAGCAGUUUUUGAAAGACAUCGAAUUAAUAUACAGGGAUGCUAAUACUAUAGGUGACAGAGAACGUAUAAUCAAAGCAUCUGAGAUGUUUGCCAAUGCACAAAUGGGUAUUGAAGAGAUUUCUACCCCAGAUUUUAUCCAGGAAUGUAAAGCUACUCGUCAAAGAGAUUUGGAAAGACAGGAACUUUUUUUGCAAGAUGAAGAAAAAAGAGUUGUAGUUGAAUUGAAGGCCUCACAAGGAAAACAAGAAAUUAUACCAGAGGAACCUAGGUUAAAGGAAAAUGAAGUCAAUGAAGUUGGUGUAGCUGCUGGUAGCCAACUGCAGCUACAACUCCAGGCCGCUGCUGACACAGCUUCAGUUGUUAGCAAUAGUAAAGUCCCUCAGCCAAUCGAUACUGAUAUAUAUAGAUAUCAAGAAUCUGCAGUGGUUUCUCCCACAAUAAGUAAGGAAGAGUCCCUUUCUACAAAGGAUAGUGUUGCGUACAGAGAUCUUUCCACAGAAUUGAUCCAGUCAACCUGCACAUCAGGUGCACCUUCUAAUGAUGAUAAAAGAUCCGGAAAUCAACAAAAGGAGAACGAUUCUCCCUUACAAUCGCAUGUUAAAGAAAAAUCCAGUGAAACAAUAACUAAGGUAGGCAAUGCAAAGCAAAUGAGAGAAACUUUGCCCUUAAAUAGAACUACAGCUGGUGUAUCAGAUUCUUCAAAUAAAGGUGAAAAAGAAAGUCAACCUAAUUCGAUACCAAAAGACGUUACAAAACCCGAACAAAGUAAUGAAGACAACAGGGAUGUUUUUUUAACCUCCGAACAAAUAGAAAAAGUUUCUAAACGCUUAAUUGAAUACUGUCAAGACUUUACGGUCUCACAGUUAGAAGAUGUUCAUUCGUCUGUUGCAAAAAUAAUAUGGAAAAGUAGAUCUGCAUGGGACAAAACCGACACUGUUGGUAAAAUAAUGAAAUUUCUAUCUGAAUGA
Saccharomyces mikatae IFO 1815 is the source of this 4170-nucleotide messenger RNA. It is a transcript of the gene YTA7, whose product is annotated as chromatin segregase YTA7. The transcript has a single exon. The coding region runs from base 1 to 4170 and encodes 1389 amino acids. The record is from RefSeq and is a predicted model, not a curated record. Gene Ontology annotation, molecular function: chromatin binding; ATP binding; histone binding. Gene Ontology annotation, biological process: positive regulation of transcription by RNA polymerase II. Gene Ontology annotation, cellular component: nucleus. NCBI's taxonomy places the organism in Eukaryota, Fungi, Ascomycota, Saccharomycetes, Saccharomycetales, Saccharomycetaceae.